UGUUCGCAGAAUUCAUAAUGAAAACCGUUUGCGAGUACAAAUAAUUGUCAUUCCAGUUGAAAUAUUAACAAAAGCAAUUAGUAGUGUGUGUUUAUUAGUGUUUUGUUGUGAUUUCUAUUUCAAUUAACUUAAUUAAUUUGAAAAUAGCUAAUACAAAAGUAUUUGAAUGCAAAAGAAAUGGCGUCGAGAAAAAAUCAAAGCAAUUUUGUUGCUAAAUAAAGUUCUAGUAAAAUAUGAGUGCAUGAGCGGCAAACGUUCGCGUAGUUUUAAGUGUGCUGUUCAUCAUCGUGAUCGUGAAGUUUGCUCUGAAAAUGAUUUUCAUCUUGUACUAGAAGAGCCGCCGUUCUUUAAGAAGAUGAUACAUGUGGUAGCUAUGGAAAUACUACCUGAGGAGCGUGAUCGAAAAUACUAUGCCGAUCGCUAUUCUUGUUGUCCGCCGCCUUUAUUCAUUAUAUUAAUGACAAUCAUUGAGCUCUGUUUCUUUGCCUAUCAUACACUUAUUAUUGGUGAAGCGGAACCAGCGGGUCCAGUUCCAAUUGACUCUUUCUUCAUCUACCGUCCGGAUAAACGUAUUGAAGUAUGGCGUUUCGUAUUGUAUAUGGUAUUACAUGCUGGUUGGUUUCAUCUCAGCUUUAAUUUAUGUGUGCAAUUACUUUUUGGUUUACCACUAGAGAUGGUACAUGGUUCCGGGAGAAUUGCUUGUAUAUAUUUUUCAGGCGUAUUAGCGGGUUCAUUAGGAACCAGCAUAUUUGAUCCCGAAGUGUAUUUAGUGGGCGCCAGUGGCGGUGUGUACGCGCUGUUAGCCGCUCACCUGGCCAAUGUCAUGCUGAACUUUCAUCAGAUGCGUUAUGGCAUACUAAGGUUGAUUGCAAUUUUGGCAUUUGCGUCCUGUGAUUUUGGUUUUGCCAUCUAUGCGCGUUACGCUGCUGAUUAUCCCUACAGUCCGUCUGUGUCGUAUGUCGCACAUUUGACUGGUGCCUUAGCUGGUCUAACUAUUGGCCUAAUUGUAUUGAAGAAUUUCGAACAAAAAUUACACGAACAACUUUUAUGGUGGAUUGCACUGGGCAUUUACACUGCUUGCAUUAUAUUUGCUAUCGUUUUCAAUGUAUUGAAUAGUGCUGCAGUGCUGAGUCUAGAUGUUGAGCCUAUUUAUGCGACUGAGACAUUUUUCAAUGAUUUUCAUGUAUAAUAUAUGUAUGUAUAUAUAUAUGUACAUAUGUGGCUAAGAAAAAUGCGUAGUGUUUCUGAACGAGUGAAAUAUUGAAUAUGAGUAUAAAUUAUUUUUCUGAAGGAAAUGUAUAUACGAGUAUAUAUAAAAAUAUUUCUAAGUAAGCUUUUUGGUUAAGCGCUUAAAGAAAUCGAUUUGUUUGUAUUAUAAAAUGCUGAACCGAUUUUGUAAAAUGUAUAUAUGUACGUUAUUAUGUGUUAAGUUCUUUUUUAGCUGGAAAAAAUGAAAAUUAUGUUUUUUG
Molecule: messenger RNA, 1469 nt
Organism: Ceratitis capitata (Mediterranean fruit fly)
Lineage: Eukaryota; Metazoa; Arthropoda; Insecta; Diptera; Tephritidae
Product: protein rhomboid
Exons: 5
Coding region: 167-1189 (340 amino acids)
Cellular component (GO): membrane
Molecular function (GO): serine-type endopeptidase activity
Source: RefSeq, a predicted model, not a curated record